Molecule: messenger RNA, 1521 nt
Organism: Lecanosticta acicola
Lineage: Eukaryota; Fungi; Ascomycota; Dothideomycetes; Mycosphaerellales; Mycosphaerellaceae
Source: the annotation of a GenBank genome assembly
AUGGACAGAGACCGUUUCCCGAUGGCGCCUUCGCGCGAACCGAACCCGCUGCGACCUUACUACACACCGCCAUCGAUAGGAUCUCAUACUCCCGCAGCAUCGGCCUCACAGACACCGCAUGCCGCAAGGGUGAAUGCAGGGCGCUCGAGCGCGACAAUAUCGAAUUCAGCUCGAGACUACUUUCCGGAGUUGGACAUCGACCUCAAGUCGACGACGAGUGAAGCUUGGCAGCAUACGCGGGGCUUGUUUGACACGUUAGCAUGGCGCUACACAUCUGUAUUGCUGGCGCAGCCCUUCGACGUCGCCAAAACAAUACUACAGGUCUCAUAUCCGCCAUCUGGCGCAACGACAGCUACGCCGCAAAAGAAGAGAUAUGGGCAAACGAGUAGCUAUGCGGGUAGCAGCAGAGGUCGAGGACGUGAUCGGUACGAUGACGAGACGGACGAAACAGACGAGAACGACAGUGAGAGCGAUGAUAUCCCAGACUACUUUUCAUCGACGGCACCGCGAAGUCGCUCGCCCCGGAAAAGGAAGAGGACCCCUCCUAGCGACGACAUGUCUCUUUCUCCCACUCCUCGGCCGAGAGACCGUAGGGAGCAGCACACUGGCGACGAGUUCAAGCUGCGAGUGAAGAAGCCAGAGAGCGUCAUGCACGCCAUAUCUGCACUCUACAAUACCUCGGGGGCUGUUGGUCUGUGGCGUGCCACGAACACCACAUUCCUGUACUCUAUUCUCCUGAGAACAACGGAUUCUUUCAUUAGAAGUCUGCUACUCGCGAUACUCGGUCUCCCCGACCUAUCAGGACCAGACCAAGGAGGCCUGGCGCCAGGUUUGAGCUCUGGAGGUGGCGCUGGUUUCAGCGGGAUUGAUUUGAGCGAGAGCCCAAAUGCGAUAGGGUCCUUGAUCGUUGUUGGCCUGGCGGGCUGCCUCACAGGGCUCAUGUUAGCCCCCUUGGAUUUGGUUCGCACGCGACUGAUUGUCACCCCAAUGUCGGUCCCUCCACGAGGCUUGGUGCAGAACCUGCGAAGACUCCCAUCUCUGCUCGCGCCUUCCGAUCUUUGGCUCCCAACGGGACUUCUCCAUACAGUCCCCAACAUUUUCUCAGCUGCGGCGCCGCUUUUUCUCCGGAGACAGAUGCAGAUCACGCCAGAGCUCACACCGAGUCUCUGGUCAGUUGCAUCGUUCGCGACCAGCCUGACAGAACUAUUCAUCCGUCUACCACUGGAGACCGUCGUGCGAAGAGCUCAAGUUGCGUCGAUUGUCAAAACACAGCCAGAGGCUCCUCUGGUAAUUGACCCUGCCCCAUACGUAGGCGUGUGGGCAACAUUCUAUUCCAUUAUGUACACAGAGGGUGAGACAACCACAAAGGCUCCAAGUGGCAUGCUACGCACUCGGCGCGGACAAGGCGCGGCGGGAUUGGCACGGGGAUGGAGAGUGGGUUUCUGGGGCCUUGUGGGUGUUUGGGGAGCAGGCGCUCUGGGUCCAGGCGAGCCGAAGGGAAGCAGAGGCGGACAGUUCUAG